Nilaparvata lugens (brown planthopper) is the source of this 2603-nucleotide messenger RNA. RefSeq names its product chondroitin sulfate N-acetylgalactosaminyltransferase 2 (gene Csgalnact). Bases 631 to 2328 code for a protein of 565 amino acids. Gene Ontology annotation, cellular component: Golgi cisterna membrane. The record is from RefSeq and is a predicted model, not a curated record. Gene Ontology annotation, molecular function: glucuronosyl-N-acetylgalactosaminyl-proteoglycan 4-beta-N-acetylgalactosaminyltransferase activity. The transcript has 9 exons. Lineage: Eukaryota; Metazoa; Arthropoda; Insecta; Hemiptera; Delphacidae.
AGUGUUUGUCAGACUGUCUACCGUGGCAGUGCGUCAAUCUUUUCCCAAAUAUCGGGUAGUUCGGUCGGUAACUUCCCCAAACUCGUGGUCUCUCCCCUACCAACUCAACAAUUCCUGACCUAUCGAAAGACUCUUCAGUUAAACUAAAAACUAUAAAUAUUUAGCCACAGGUUUGUUUUCCCUCAAAAUAUUCGUGGAAGUGUAGUGUGGUUAUCCUAGUACAAUACUUCACCAUACGCUACAAAAUCUACAUGUAAAACUGACAUCAAAUCAUCAUUAAUUCUUGGUUGAGACAUAACUAAACCACUCUAUCCUUGACAAUAUCAAAUUGUCACACCUUAAACAUUGUUGAUAUUUCUCAUUUUAAAGUUUAUUUAGUACUCUCUAAAUACUGUAGUACGGUAGGCUAAACCGCUCACUUGUUUCAUUAUACAGAGUACGGUACCAAAAAUAACGUUUUUUUAGCACAAUGAGAGUAACAACAAAGAAAAAUAUGGAAAAUGUUUAUCAUCUACAUCAUCUCAUAGUUCACUCGGCGUUUGUUUUGCAUCGUGCUGAUUAAAACUGUUGAAGACGAUCUUCAAUCUAUUGAAAGUGAAACGUUGCAUCCGACAUGUGAAGUGGAAAACUAUGCUUCGGUUGCUGACACGGGUCUGGUUACUGGCACUAUCUCUGAGCUUGGUUUCACUCCUUCUAAUAGGACGAUGCGGGGUACAAGAUGUCCAAACAGGUGACAAAGCUGACUACGCUGCUCUUCUGGAGCAGCGUGAGGAAGAAACCAAGUCAGAAGUUCUUCGGCUGACUGAGCAGAUCCGUGAUCUCAAACUGAGACUUCUACAUCUAUCAGGAAUGCAACAAGAUAACAGCAGUGAAUGCGCUUCAUACAUGCGGCGCCAAGUUGAUGCGGCCGAGGUGGACCAUGGUCUGCCCUUGAACAACGAGUACGAGCUCAUACCGUUCAACCACUUCACGCUCAACAGGAUCUACCCGAUCGAGCUAGGCCUUGGUAAACGGGUGGUGGAGAAGCCGAUCGGAUUCAAACGCCGCGAUCUGUCGGAGGCUGUCUCGGCCGCCGUGGAGGCUCUCAACCGCAACUCCAGUGCGCAAACGCAGCGAUAUACGACCGACGACUUCUCGGAGGGAACCUACCGCACUGAACCGACCACCGGCACCCAGUACGAGCUCUAUUUCAAGAGCAAGGAGCGACGGACUACCUCGUUUGUCAAAGUAUCCCUUAUGCGCCCUUUCGCCCGCCUCGUUCCCGUCUCCAUGACCGCUCUGCUCCGCGAGAAAGAGCUAGUGCACGUGAUUCUGCCGCUAGCGGGCCGCACGACCGACUUCCAGGGCUUCAUGGACAAGUUCGUGAAGAUCGCACUGAAGAACGACCGACGCGUGCUGCUGACGGUCGUCUACUUCGGCGACGCGGGUCUGGCUGACACGCGACUCAUAAUGUCGCGUGCCGCCGCAGCUCGAGGGCACAGCCACAUGAGGCUGCUCGCUCUCAAUGAGACGUUCUCGCGUAGUAAGGGCCUUCGAGUGGGAGCCGAGCGACCGUGGCAGCAGGGGUCAGAUUCAGUUGCGGGAACGGGUGCUGGAACGGUUGCGGGAGCGGGACCAGAGUCAGAAGCCGCACCAGACAGUCUGCUGUUUAUGUGUGACGUGGACAUAGUCUUCAGCGCGCGUUUCCUGGACCGGUGCAGAUGGAACGCCAAACCAGGUCGUCAGGUGUAUUACCCGGUUGUCUUCAGCCUCUACAACCCGCAUGUCGUCUACACGCUGCAAGGCAAGAAGGUGCCUUCCGAGACUGAUCAGCUGGUCAUCUCAAGGGAUACUGGGUUCUGGAGGGACUUCGGGUACGGCAUGACCUGUCAGUACAAGUCUGAUUUUCUGCGAGUGCUGGGAUUCGACGAAGAAAUUGUAGGUUGGGGAGGCGAAGACCUUUCACUAUACAGAAAGUAUGUUCGAAGUGGCCUGAAAGUCGUGAGAGCCACAGAUCCUGGCAUUUUCCAUAUCUGGCACGAGAAAGAAUGCGUAGGUGGGACCCCAGACCAGUACAGAGCCUGUAUUCGCACAAAAGCACUGAACGAAGCUUCACACGCACAACUGGGCUUUUUGGCUUUCAAAGAUGAAAUUCGUGAAGUGUUCAACAACAACUUUCCACCUAAAAACAAAAAUCAAAUAAGAAAGCCGCGCAAAACCAAGAGCUCAAUCUCAAUCACAACGAAAACUGAGCGAAACCAAACCGCCAAAAACUUCACAGUGCCAUUAAAAAAAGACUCAAUAAAAUCGGGAGGUGGAUUCUUAAAGACUUCGAAAGAAGAAACGUGAUUGUUAUCAAAAAAUUUAUAGAUUUGUUUGUCGGAAUGAAAUUCUGACGAAAUUGUUUUUGUUACCAUGAUGAACAACGAAUCGCAUUGUUCACUGUGUUGUAGAUUAGUGUAUUACCUACAGUGCCAAAUGAAUCGUCCUCCGAAAUUGGAACAAUUUAACUGUAAUUUAAGAUGAUAUUCAUUUGAGGCUGUGCUAAUUGGAUAACUCAUCUUUCCUCUACCACUGAACUAGAACUGAUGUGGAUUUGUAUGAAUAAAGAAAUCGUUUAUCAA